AAGCCAUUAGUACUAAGACCUAAUUAGCCGGUUGUCUUUUUGAAAUCUUGCUGGUAAAAGCAGUUUGGCGUGAUUGUGACUGUAACAUUUAAUAUCGAGAGGUUGCAGGCGACGACGAGGUUCCUGAGUUGUCCGACAGUGAUGAUGAGCUAUGGCAGUCUAUGGAAGAGGAAUCUGAAAAUAUGUCAGUGUUGUGCUUGUUCUGCGACAGGUCUUUCCGCACGGUCCCUGAAUCUUUACAACACUGCCGAUCAGACCAUGGUGUGGACAUCCCAGAACUGGUGAAAAGACACAGUCUUGAUGACUACGGAUACAUAAAGAUGAUAAACUAUAUUAGAACAGUGAAGUGCACAGGCCAGAGUUUGGCUGUGCUGUCAGGUGGCAUUUUACCGUGGGACAGUGAUGUUUAUAUGAUGCCUGCCCUACCAGAUGACCCUCUGCUACAGACAGAUGUGGAGGAGCUGGCUGGAGACGUGGCGCAGGUGCUGGGCUCUGCACCGAGCCUGCAGACUGCAGCCUUGCUCCACAGGGCCCAGCAGGCUGAGGAGAGGGCCCAGCGUGCAGAGGAUGCUCUGACCCGAGCCAUGGACGACAUGCAUAAACUCAGGUUGCUAGCCCAGGGCCUGGUGCUCAGUUCUGGCCCGGGACAGGGGCCCUCAACUCCAGGGGCCAUUGCUGAGCUGCGAGAGGAGGAGGAUGAGGCUUAUUUCAGUUCAUAUGGCCAUUACAGCAUCCAUGAGGAAAUGCUCAAGGACAAAGUGCGGACUGAGACCUACCGAGACUUCAUGUACAGCAACCCAGAUGUCUUCAAGGACAAGGUGGUGCUGGACGUGGGCUGUGGCACUGCAGUCCUCUCAAUGUUCGCUGCACGCUCUGGGGCUAGAAAGGUCAUCGGUGUUGACCAGUCAGAAAUCAUUUACCAGGCCAUGGACAUCGUCAGAUCGAAUCAGCUAGAGAACACUAUCACACUGAUCAGAGGGAGGAUAGAGGAAGUAGACCUGCCAGUGGAUAAGGUUGAUAUCAUCAUUUCAGAGUGGAUGGGCUACUUCCUCCUGUUUGAGUCCAUGUUGGAUUCGGUGUUGUAUGCCAGAGAUCGGUACCUUGCAGAUGGCGGUUCAGUUUACCCUGACUGCUGUAGCAUAAGUUUAGCAGCAGUGGGCGACACCGAGAAACACCGUGACCGCAUUGCAUUCUGGGACAACGUGUAUGGCUUUAAGAUGGAGUGCAUGAAGAACUCGGUGCUUUCUGAGGCGGUGGUGGAGGUCUUGAAGCCCGAGACACUAAUCUCAGAGCCAGCAGUCAUUCAGACAUUAGACUGUAAUGAUGUGACCAUUUCUGAGCUGGAGUUUACUGCAGAAUUCACCCUGAAGAUAACAGCCAGCACACACUGCACUGCUGUGGUGGGCUAUUUUGACGUUUUCUUUGGCAGAGGCUGUGGGAGCAAGAUGAUGUUCUCCACUGGCCCGCACUGCACCAAGACCCACUGGAAACAGACUGUCUUCCUGCUGGAGAAGCCCUUCCCAGUCCAGACAGGUGAAGACCUGCCAGGCCAAAUCUCCAUUCGUAAGAACAAGAAGGACCCUAGAGCACUGCUGGUUACUCUGACCCUUGAUGACCAAAGGCAGACAUACAGCAUCCAAUGAAGGUUGCUAGUUCAGGUUUUGCAAUGCUGCUGUUGAUCACCAGUCCAGACCUCACAAAAGUCAAACUCCAGUACUGCAGAAGAUCGUUGUCUUCCAGAAGACUUGGUGCAAUCUUUAGACUAAUCAUGUAUUAUGGGGGACACUGGAUUGACAUCAUUCCUUAUAAACUGAUCUAGUGACACAUUUCUAUAGCUAAGCCCAGCACUAAAAGACUCAAUUUGGCAGUUUAUGGCACAUGGCAAAAGGAUGAGUUAAACGUUGCUGAAGCCCACGCCUGUAAAUGUUAGGACUUCUGUGGUCCCUAUACCCCCAUCUGUUUUUAAAGCAAGCAGCCAGUCAGCUCUUAAAAGUGCUGACAAUAGAUUUGUGUGAGCAUGCGGUGGUGAAGCUACAAGGGUCUAAAACGCAUUAUGAGUCAUAUUUUUAUGAAAGUAGUUGAUGGUGGUGCUGGCUGUGAAAUUUUGUUUUGCUUAAUAAAGGCUUCUGGGACUCUUUUAAA
Electrophorus electricus (electric eel) is the source of this 2142-nucleotide messenger RNA. It is a transcript of the gene prmt3, whose product is annotated as protein arginine methyltransferase 3. Gene Ontology annotation, cellular component: nucleus. Gene Ontology annotation, biological process: chromatin remodeling; peptidyl-arginine methylation, to asymmetrical-dimethyl arginine. NCBI's taxonomy places the organism in Eukaryota, Metazoa, Chordata, Actinopteri, Gymnotiformes, Gymnotidae. Gene Ontology annotation, molecular function: protein-arginine N-methyltransferase activity; histone methyltransferase activity. The record is from RefSeq and is a predicted model, not a curated record.